Molecule: messenger RNA, 4169 nt
Organism: Poecilia latipinna (sailfin molly)
Lineage: Eukaryota; Metazoa; Chordata; Actinopteri; Cyprinodontiformes; Poeciliidae
Product: kinesin-like protein KIF24
Exons: 15
Coding region: 159-4082 (1307 amino acids)
Biological process (GO): microtubule depolymerization; microtubule-based movement
Cellular component (GO): microtubule
Molecular function (GO): microtubule binding; ATP binding; microtubule motor activity
Source: RefSeq, a predicted model, not a curated record
CGGAAAUGUCAGUCAGGCUGCUACUUGGUGAAAUAUUAAUGUCAGCUUAACGUCCCGUUCUUAGCUUUCUGUGCUACUAAAACGUCUUGGAAGCCAAGCUGACUUAUCCACUUGUCUGACAAAGUGGAGGACCAAAUAGAAAAAAAGUCAAGGGAGAAAUGACAGUUUGCCUGUACAAUUGUCUGUCGGCGGCUGGGCUUCAGCGUCAUUAUUCAAGGUUCACCUUGAUGGGUGUUUACCGGGCAGCCCAUCUUUCCACACUGAGCAUGGAGGACUACCCCCUCCUGGGAGUUUGCUCUAUGGAGGAUAGAGCUCGCCUUUUCCAGCUGGUCCAACUGGUUAAAAGCCUUGAUCUAAGGAGCCUUAGAAAUGACGAUAUUGGGAUUUAUAAUAAGUGCGAUUAUGAAGAAGACAAUGAGCUAUUUCCUUCUAAUAAUAGCUUCAGUCCUGAUGGGUAUGGAAACACCAAUGGAGAUGUGAGAAGGGAUAAGAAUGAAAGUGGAGCUGCUUCUAAUGCAUUCAGUGAUAGACCAUCAUAUGUUCGCAGACGGCUGGAUUUCUCUUCUGAAAACACAGACCAGAAAUUGUGUUCUCAUUUUGAAGACACCAUUUAUGUCUACGCAAGUCACAACAGGAAUGAUGAUCCAGUUCAUGAAAAUGGAUCAGCCACACCCAUUCAACUGGGGCUUCACAACAGAAAAGCUGUGGUGUGUGACCUUCGACAAAGCAAAAACAGUAAGCUAAAUGAGCGUAGCUGUUCAUGUGAUCCUCUCAAUGGACAAAGCAUCCAGCUGCACGUCACACGGGAAUCUUCAGUGCUCAACUCUCACAUCAGAUUAGUACCAAAGAGUGAGACAUUCAACAAAUUGAAUCCUGCCCCAGCAGCAGUAACAUCGGAAUCACUUAUUAACAAACCAUCAGCACAGAAAGACAGAAAGACAAUCUUCAGGAAGAAAAAGAGCCCUGCAGAUGUUACCAAGCCCACGCCUAUUUAUGAAGCAAAAACAACAGCCGGCUACAAUUAUGGACUACCUCUGAGUCCUCCUCAGGCUGCAAACAGACAUGGGGAAGGACAACGGAUCAGCGUGUGUGUGAGGAAACGACCUUUAACUCUUGCAGAGUGCAAAAGAGGAGAGGUAGAUGUUGUGACAACUCCGAGUGGAGAGUGUAUGGCAGUUGUGCACGAAAGCAAAGAAGCUGUGGAUCUCACAGAGUACAUAUUACAGCACAGGUAUCAUUUUGACCAGGUUUUUGGAGAGGAGUGCUCCAAUGAAGAGGUCUAUCUGAAAACAGCGUAUCCUUUGGUACAGCACAUGCUCAGUGGAGGCAAGGCCACCUGCUUUGCGUAUGGACAGACAGGUGCAGGAAAGACUCACACCAUGCUGGGUUCAUCCCCCACUGGAACUGGCUUAUAUGCUCUAGCCGUUCGGGACAUUUUUGCUCACCUGUCUGCGACAAGCGCAUCUCUACUGGUUUAUGUCAGCUUCUUUGAAAUCUACUGCGGCCAGCUGUACGACUUGUUGGAACACAGGAAAAGGUUAUUUGCCAGGGAGGAUGGAAAGAAAGUGGUUCACAUUUCAGGUCUGCGGGACAUCCGAGUGGAUUCAGUCAGCUCACUGCUGGAGGUAAUUUCACAGGGAACAGCUGAGCGAACACAAGGGACAAGUGGCGUGAAUCCUCUUUCCUCUCGAUCCCAUGCCUUGCUUCAAAUUCAGCUCAGGAAUCUUAAUCACCAGAUAGCUGGAAGAAUAUGGUUUGUGGACCUGGCAGGCAGUGAGAGAGCUUCAGAUGCCAAAGAACCAAACAAGCAGAGUCGCAUGGAGGGAGCUGAGAUCAACCAGAGCCUGCUGGCUCUGAAAGAAUGUAUCCGUUCUCUGGACAAAGAGGAAUCUCACACUCCUUUCCGACAAAGCAAACUCACUCAGGUUUUAAAGGACUCAUUUGUUGGUGACUCGAAGACAUGCAUGAUUGCCAACAUUUCACCGGGUCACUCAGCAACAGAACACACACUCAAUACUCUGAGAUAUGCAGAUCGUGUGAAGGAGUUGAGAGGACAAAAUGGGCCAAUUGGAAGAAAAAGAAGCAGAAGCAUAAUGGCCCGGUCUGACAACAGCAACACAGGGAACAGAAGAAAUGUUGGGACUUCUAAAAAUCCAAAGCUAGGGAAUCAGAACAAGAAUUUCAGCCCACACAUAUCACAACCAGUUUUCUGCUCAACACCCACAAAACCUUCUUGUUUAGAGGAAACAAAAUCAAGAAACAGAAAGGUCAUAGAACUUGAACAUAUUAGCCCAAUUAGAGGGUCGUUGGCACAGACUGAAGACAGGUGUUUGAGUAGAGGGCUGGAGGUCAGACGGGAUGGGAGAACUGAAAAUGAAACGUACAAUGAUAUUCACAGUCACUGUGUUAAAGGGAAACAUACCAGAGCAGUGGGAAUGUUGGGACAACAAAACAAUGGAGCUGUUAAAGGGGAAGAUUUAACUUUUUCUAAAAGGGAAUCUGGAUUCUACCACAGGGAAAAGGAGAACUAUCAGCAGACUGUGGAAGAGAGAAAGAGAGAGGAACCAGAAUGGGCAGAAAUGAGAAGACAGGCUGUAAGCUGUAGAGACACAUGCAAGGAAGAAGAGGAGUUAAAAGAAAGAGAACUACACAAAGCUGACGAAAAAGAGAAAGUGAGGCAUCUGAGAGAGUAUCAUCAGCAGCUGCAGCAGUUUUCACCCUCACCAAUGUCUUCAUGUGUCCAUCCUCUCUCAUCUUCGUCUUUCUCUUCCUCUACUCGGGGAUCUCUGUCUUUCCUCCUGCACUCGUCUAACUUUUCAUUCUCUACCCAAACCGAUCCUUGUUUAGAAGAGACUUCAGAUGUGCAAACCGAAACCUCUGCAAACCACACUAAGAAUGUUGCUGAUGACGAUAAGUGUGUAAACGAGAGGAAGGUGAAGACUGAGGCAGCUGGGAGGAAGGAGGAGGAGAGGCUAGCUGGUAUGAAGGGGGGACACCUGAGGGACUGCUGGAUGGGAAGCACAGAAGUGGAGUCCAAGCAAAUCCCAACAAAAACAGAGGCACACCUGUCUGGUUGCCUUGAUUCAGAGGUCAAAAGGGAUGUGGAUCUGCAGAAACGGCAAACAACAGACAAAGCAUGGAGCCAUGAGCAGAAAGGAGUGUCUGACCACUACAGCAAAAAUCUUCAUCUGCAAUUUAAUGCACUUUCCCCAGUAUGUGAAAACAGCAGCAAAAUGUCUCUUUUACCUCACGUUGAUAUUUCUGGAGAUUCUUUAAGCUGCUUUACAGAUCCUCUCAGCAUUUCCCAGCUUCAUGUGGAGCGGCAGCGGCAGCCUGCUGGUCCACACAAAGAAUUUUCCUUGUCUCCAUUGGAGCCGCCCCGCUCAAAGAACGCCCAGAUGAAUAUGUCUGCUACAUAUGACACUGCAACAGCAGCUGGUCACCAUGAGCAAAAGAAAUGCAUCGCAAUCACUGUCGAUGGAAGAGGUACAGAUACACCUUUCUCCAUCCAAGACCAGCGGAACAAGGAGAAAAAACUAUCAACUUUAGAAAAAAAUGUAACUGCAUCCAUAAUUAAGUCCCAGGCUUCAUCUUUAAUCAAAAGCACUGAGGAUUGUAGCUCUCAGUCUACACACAAUUCACUAGAAUGUACACAUAAUAUACACUCUAAAACCAACAUAUCUAAGCAACAUUCAGAGCCUCAAUAUGGCUUCUUGAACUCAGCACAGGCAAAUUAUUACAAUAUCUCAAGAGUUGAUGCUGAGCAGUUCAAUCCUGCUGAGUUGGGUAGAGAAGAAAGCAGCAACCAGCAAAUCAAACUCACAAUCCAUCUGUUCACCGUGGACAGAUCGGACCACGCAAGGUUGCACAUUAUUGAGGUCCACUUGGAGCAGCUGAAAGAGAUGGAAGCUAUUUGUCACAAAGAGGGGGAACUUCUUUGCCAGCAGCAUGAUCUGGCUUUUGUGGAAUUUGUCCACAAGCUGGAUGAGAUCCUGGAGCGGAAGGCUCAGUGUGUACACAACAUGAAAGCUCAUCUGAAGCCCUAUCUGAAGACCAACCAUCACUCCACACAAGAAGAUUAGAAAAAAUGAAUUUUUCACACAAAAACCCCCCAGCAUGCUUUAAAAAUCCAGCAAGAAAUUUAUUCCACUAUAAACUUGAAUGAUGAA